Molecule: messenger RNA, 555 nt
Organism: Paramecium tetraurelia
Lineage: Eukaryota; Ciliophora; Oligohymenophorea; Peniculida; Parameciidae
Exons: 3
Source: RefSeq, a predicted model, not a curated record
AUGAUUGAUGCUUCUUAGUGUUCUAGAAACGACAUCCAGGUGAAUGAUUAUGAUGGUUAGGAAUUGAAUAGAAUACAAAACCCCAACGAUUCUCAAAAGACAAACAUUUCGCUUUCUGAGAAAAAUCAAGAGAGAAUCGAGACUCCAAGUUUUUUUUAUAGAAACAAGUAAGUAGAGUAAGAGAAGCAAUCCAUCAAAUUUCAGAUUGAUCAAAUGAUUAAUCAUCUCAAUUAGAUGAAAACGAUGUGUGAAAGGAAAAUCGAAAAAAGUUUUCAGCUCUCAAAAUCAUUAUAACGAAACAUGGUUUAUCUAACCAAGUUCACUUUCAUGCGCAUCCAAGAGCUAAUCACUCAAUUGAAUUCUUUCAAAACGCAAUCAUUUCCAAAUAAUCUAUUAGAACUUUACGACUUGUUUGAAUUGAAAAUGGGGCAGUUCUAUCAACAAUACUCAAAUCUGUAUUUUGAUAUCAAGAUGUUUAUUGAAAGAAGCAAAUUCUACCUAAACGAAGAUAACGAAAGAGACAUUAAACUCAUAUCGCAGAUUAUUAAUAAUUGA